AGGUGCAGUCACGUUUGCCACGUUUCACCACCCGUGUGGUUUUUUCAUACGUAAGAUCGUCAUAAAAAAAAUUAUACCUACUUGGAAAAAACGACUAAGACGGUCACGUGAAAGUCACUAUGCGGACGACCGGCUGAUUAAGAAAGGAUAACAGCUGAGCAUCGGGGCCAUGUCGACUGGUAGACACGAAUCGUUCACGGCUGAAUACUGCACCGGCGAAACAGUCACGCUGUACGGCCAACAGCAACAGACAAGUAUCCAUCUUCAAACGCACGCUAACAUCAGCAAUGUUCCGUUGAACCAAAAAGGGGAACCAAUUAAAUUGCCGGAUAACUUGGAAAGUUUGCCACGAGCCGAACAUUUUCCUAUCCAAAGACAUCGCUGGAACACUAACGAGGAAAUCGCUGCUAUACUAAUCAACUUCGAAAGACACGGCGAAUGGCAGUCAAAAGAAGUGAAAGUCAGACCGAAAAGCGGUUCGAUGUUAUUGUACAGCAGGAAAAAGGUGCGGUACCGACGCGACGGAUAUUGCUGGAAAAAAAGAAAGGACGGGAAGACAACGCGAGAAGAUCACAUGAAGUUAAAAGUCCAAGGAACUGAAUGUAUUUACGGGUGUUAUGUCCAUUCAGCCAUACUUCCGACAUUUCACAGACGUUGCUACUGGUUACUACAGAACCCGGAUAUGGUGUUGGUGCACUACCUGAACGUUCCAUACCCAGAUGACAACAAAUUGUCGGUCAUCUCUCCAAGUUUGGCGCUGUGGGCUGACCGAAAAGAGUGGACAAAAGACGAACUCGUGUCACAACUUAAGCCCAUGUUUUACGAGGAAGACCCUGACCAUAACAAUGAUAUGGAAGUGGCGACCGGAGAUGGCGUGUCGGCUAUGGUCACACAGUUAAUGGAAUGGCAAAAAAACGCAAGGGCUUCUUUGCUAAGUCGAACACUCGAGUGUGGAUGUCCCGAUUCCACUUGUGCAGAUGGCCAAUCUUGUUCGCGACCGAUCAGGCGCAUAUUAUCAUCAGACAGCAAUCAAGUGUCGUCAACAACAGGCACCCGUGCACGAACCACCACAAUGUUAUUCACCACUCAUCCCGUGAACCCUGCCAGGAUUACUAUAACCACGGCUCAAAAUGGACAAUCUACCGUGAACACGAUAGGCAAUAAUUUGUUAACAAAUUCUACAAAGGAUUUUUGCAGUCAACCGCAGCAACAGCAAAUUAUUCUUAAAAAUGACUGCAAGACAACGGUUCUCUCUUUGAACAAUCGACAACACCCGAUGAUCGGCGUACCCGAAAACAACGGCGUUUACAAGCAACAGCCGGUGGUGGACAACACUAUGCUGGGGUACAACGACCACAAGCAGUCACAAGCCUAUCACAGCUCCCAUGCGGCGGACGAACACGUGCACGUUUACCAGAGCCAACAGGACCAUCGGCUGAAACAACAACAGCAACAGCAUACGGACGAGCACGUCAAGUCAGAGUUCUACGACGUCACUUUGGACUUGUCGCACGACGACAUACAGCAGACCCUGUCGGCCAACAUGCCACCCGUGUCGUGUGCCGGCGCCGAUCAACUUUUACGACUCGACGACAACCGCAACAACAAGACGUCCGGUGACACGGGGGACGAUGACGUGUUCGUUAGCCUGGACGCUUUCGACAUGCUCACCGAUCUCCAAGAACUCGACAUGCUGGAAAACGCUGGCCAACAAGGCUCAGCCAUAAUGGUAACGGGCAUGGACGAAAACCUGCAACAUUCACACGGGCAAACCCAAAUGGACGUGGACGUAUUGCAGAUUACCGAUUACUGUCCAGAAUGGGCGUUUCCCGAGGGAGGCGUUAAAGUGCUGAUUACUGGACCGUGGUUUUCUUCUUCUUCGUACACCGUCAUGUUCGACACGAUCGCCGUCCCGAGCACUCUGGUCCAAGGAGGCGUUCUACGCUGCUAUUGCCCGGCGCACGACAUAGGUACGGUUACCUUGCAAGUAGUCAUUGACGGCAGGCCCGUAUCGACCACUGCCAUGUUCGAGUACCGUCAACACGAGAUUCCGCUUACCAUAUCCUCGUUGACAAUGCCACACACGCCGUCACUACUCAAAUUGUAUUUACUGCAAAAGCUCGACACGCUCGAAGAUUACUUACAGACCAACAGCCAGCACUCCGAUCAGCUACUUAUACAGAAAGACAGCGCAGUUAUGUUGAGUAAAUCCAACUUUGAAAACUGGCUGGUCGACUACUGUGACCAAAAGAAACAGUUAACGUGGAAAUCUGAAUCGGAAUGCAACAUCAAACCACUGGAAACCGGGACGACGUUAUUGCACAUUGCCGCAUUUUUGGGAUACUCCAAACUUGUGUGUAAAUUGCUUCAAUGGAAACUAGAAAACGCAUCGUUGUUUUUGGAAUUAGAAGUAAAUGUUUCAAAGCAAGACAGAGAUGGAUACACACCAUUGAUGUGGGCGUGCAAGAAAGGUCAUAAGGACACGGCAGUUCUACUUUGCCAAUGGUAUCAGACGACCCAUAGUGCUGAUAACACAUUUAACUUAGACUUCUGUCAAACAGACAUUUUGGAAUCCGUUCAUCAAUAUUUCAAUGAUUUCGAUCAAAACGAGUAUUACGCCAGCGAAAACUUGACCAAUGAAAAUAUGUUUACAAACCCCAACGAAAUACUUUGUGACGUUAAAAAAGAUAUUAACACUCAACAAUUUGACGGACACAAUUCUCAAGCUGUUCAAAUGGACAAUUCGUUGACCAGAAUAUCUUCUGGAAACGAAAAUAAACCUAGUGACAACAAUAUAUUGAAUCUUCAAAGCGUGCAAUAUGUCAAACGACCGAUCCCAAAUAGUUUUUCAGAGAAUGAUGAAUGUUACAAUCAGUUCUGCAAACCCAUACAGUAUUACCCUUCUGUUAACCAGUUCCAAAAAAGUUUUACACUGCCACUGCAAUCUCCGAAUUCGGACAGCGGGAUUUCACUGGACCGAUCUCCUGUGCUGAACAAGUCUAAUUUUAUUAUUUGCUUGGUGACCUCGCUGUCGGAGAAACCGGCGGCAGCUGUAGCAGCUGUAGCGGCAGAAGACAGUAGUAGUGAUGGCGGUGGUAAUGGUGUUGUUGUUAGCCCCACUGAUGUUGUGAAUCAGAAUCAAUCAAACCAGGACCCUGAUGGCGCAAAAAUCCACAAAGCCACUGACCACGAGGCCCAAAAUCCCACAGGACACGGGGAACAAAAUGUCUGUGUACUCACAUUGGCUGAACAGUUCAUAGCCGCUAUGCCUGAACACAUCAAGAAUGAAAAUGAACACAGACAAUUAUCUGACACUUCAAUAAUAGAAAUAAUUGAUGAUCCACCAUCGACAGCAUCGCCUUGUUGCUUCGAUCCCAACUCGGAUAUCAGUACAGAAUUUAACGACAAACCAUACCGACAUCACCGUGAAAGAGAAAUAGAAACGCCAACGUCGAGCACAAAUAUUAGUUUAAGUCCGAUGUCUAGUGCUUCCCAGUGUUCGCCUAUCUCACCACCUCCUACUGCGGCGGAUUUGAGCGAAUUCCUUCAUGCAUCGGCCAACAACCAAUACGUUGAAAAGAACUUUUCCAAUCUCACACUGUCGGACUACGAGCAACGAGAGUUAUACGAAGCGGCUAAAACCAUCCAAAAAGCGUACAGGACUUAUAAGAAACGGGAAGAAUACAAAGAAGUAUCAGCCGCUUCAGUCAUUCAAAACUAUUAUCGUCGUUAUAAACAGUUUGCAUAUUAUAAACAAAUAACAAAAGCCGUCGUUCUCAUUCAAAACCAGUUCCGGUCGUACAAAAGACAAAAACGAAUAAAAAAAGAAAUAUCACAUUAUACAAAAAGCUCAUGUAGAAGUAUAAAGAGAAAUCAAACGCAGAAACGUCAAAAUCAAGCUGCCAAAAAAAUCCAACACUUUAUAAGACAUAACAAUGAGAGUAUGCCUCCUCCUGUAAAUUUUGCUGAACACACUUAUGGUUACCACGAAAGAGAUGAUAAUACUGAUCAUAGUCUGAAGUAUAAUAUGCCGACCAAAGCCGCUCAAUACUCAUCGGCUAAGUCCACCAUCUGACUUAUUGCUUCGCUCUCCAGUUAAUUCGAACUGUUUUCAUAUAUUUUACAGUCGAUGUAAAUAUUUUUGCAUUUUAACAAUUUUGCAUUCCAACGUUUUAACAGGCUGUUACUAGUAUCGAAAACACCAAUUUAAAAUGUAGUGUUUUUAAGUAACCUCAAAAUC
Molecule: messenger RNA, 4240 nt
Organism: Adelges cooleyi (spruce gall adelgid)
Lineage: Eukaryota; Metazoa; Arthropoda; Insecta; Hemiptera; Adelgidae
Product: calmodulin-binding transcription activator 1-like
Exons: 32
Coding region: 170-4075 (1301 amino acids)
Biological process (GO): regulation of transcription by RNA polymerase II
Cellular component (GO): nucleus
Molecular function (GO): protein binding; transcription coregulator activity; double-stranded DNA binding
Source: RefSeq, a predicted model, not a curated record